Messenger RNA from Botrytis byssoidea, 780 nucleotides. RefSeq lists its product as uncharacterized. The record is from RefSeq and is a predicted model, not a curated record. The transcript has 4 exons. Lineage: Eukaryota; Fungi; Ascomycota; Leotiomycetes; Helotiales; Sclerotiniaceae. The coding region runs from base 1 to 780 and encodes 259 amino acids.
AUGUCCGAACCCCCCAUCCUCGGCACCCGACUCCAAAACAAAGUCGCGAUUGUCACCGGUGGCGGCUCGGGCUUCGGCGCAGGCAUCACGCGCCGCUUCGCGGAAGAAGGAUGUAAAGUGAUGAUUGCAGAUAUUGAUGCGGUGGGUGGCGAGCGCGUGGCGAGUGCGUGGCCGCAGAGUAUAGCGUUUGUGAAGAUGGAUGUGACGCGCGAGGAGGAGUGGGAGGGGUUGUGUAGGGGAGUGGUGGAGAGGUGGGGGAGGGUCGAUAUUUGUGUUAAUAAUGCGGGGGGGAGUUAUAGGAAUAAGCCAACGUUGGAUGUCACCGAAGAUGAAUUCGAUAGGGUGUUUAAUCUGAAUGUCAAAUCUAUCUUCUUUGCGACGAAACAUUUUAUUCCAAAUGUUGUUAAUCACGGAGAGGGUGGAUCGAUGAUCAAUAUUGCGUCGAUUGGAGCUACGAGACCUCGUCCGGGUCUGGUUUGGUAUAAUGCUAGUAAAGGCGCUGUUGUCAAUGCUACGAAAGGACUCGCGGCAGAAUAUGGAUCUAAAAAUAUCCGAGUCAAUUCGAUUUGUCCUCUUCUUGCUGGUACAGGGCUCUUCUCGACAUUUACGGGUGUAGAGGAUACGCCCGAGAAUCGUGACAAAUUUCUCUUCAAUGUGCCAUUAGGACGACUGUGUACGCCGGAAGAUGUGGCGAAUUAUUGUUUGUUUCUCGCGAGUGAUGAGGCGAGGUUCAUUACCGGGACUUGUUUGGAGGUUGAUGGGGGAAGAGGGAUUUCUUGA